Molecule: messenger RNA, 711 nt
Organism: Alternaria conjuncta
Lineage: Eukaryota; Fungi; Ascomycota; Dothideomycetes; Pleosporales; Pleosporaceae
Exons: 2
Coding region: 1-711 (236 amino acids)
Molecular function (GO): protein binding
Source: RefSeq, a predicted model, not a curated record
AUGUCGAGCCCGAAGACUGCUCAAGGCAGGAAGUCAAGCACCAUGAGCUUCAAGUCUACCUCGACAGUCACCAUACGCGUUGGGAAGGCACCGGACACCGAGGAGUUCACCGCGCACGAGACCUUUCUCAUUUCCCGUUCGGAGUUCUUCCGGCGCGCCAUGAAUGGCAACUGGCAGGAGGCAGACACAAGGAUCAUCAGUUUCCCCGACGAUGAACCGGACACUUUCGCCCUCUAUCUGAAUCACCUCUAUACGGGACAGCUGCCUAUUGCAACCGAGACUGAUGAAGAGCUGAAGAAGCUCACAGCGGAUGACUUCAGCAAUUUUGUUACAAAACAGUACCACUCUGUUCUCCGCGUUUUCGUUUUGGGCGAGAAACUUCAAGACCUUUCGACCAAAAACGCUAUGAUGGAAGCUGCACUGGCCACCACCAAAUUGACAGGACGGAACGGGAAAUGGCAAGUCCCGACUGUGCAAACAGUCAACAUGGUGUACAACGGCACACCCUCGAGCAGUCUCGCUAGAUGUUUACUCGUGGAUCUAUGGACAGCAUUAUCCAUGUCCACCAUCUUCGAGAAUUUCGACCAGAUCCAUAAGGAUAUGCGAAAAGACCUAGGAAAAUCCGUAAGUGACCGUUACAAGGUCGUUUCCGCAAACAUUGGAAACAUCACAGAUGAGAAGGGUAUUGCUGCGUAUUUGGAGAAGUCAUAG